Molecule: messenger RNA, 1336 nt
Organism: Biomphalaria glabrata
Lineage: Eukaryota; Metazoa; Mollusca; Gastropoda; Planorbidae
Exons: 5
Coding region: 91-513 (140 amino acids)
Source: RefSeq, a predicted model, not a curated record
AGCACCGAGCAGAUCUAACGGGAUAUUAAGGUUUAGUAACUCCUAGAUAUCUUUUUGCUCCAGUAUCUGUCUUCGUCGUGACCUUACAACAUGAUGCUUCAGUUCACAGUGCUGAUUCUUCUUUUAACAGGAUACGUACAUUGCUAUUGUACGGAUUAUAUCUUUUCGCUGAGCUGUGGGAAUUCUUUUGUUAGCGACCUAAAGGGAGGAGCUACUCUGUGUUCAGCUCUGAGCACAUACAUAGAUUGCUUUCUAAGUGAUUGCGAUUUGGAUGCAACUAUGAAAGACAGCAUUUACAAUGGUGUAUUAAAAAUCUAUGCACAAAAUGGAUACACUUGCAAUACUAAAUGGAAUGAUUUGGACUCACAAUACCAAGGUACUUCUUUGUUAGGAAGUUUUAGUGGCACAGCAGUAAAGAACCGUGCGAUCAGUGAGAGAUCCCAAACAUUCCUGGCGACAGCGUUCGUGUCUCUUGGAGCAUUGACUUUCAUAUUACAGCAAUUUUAUUUUUAAAUAAGUAGUACCUAUUCAUAUAAAAAUAUUAUUUUAAUCACUGACUGUAACGACUCGAAUAGUUUAUGAUUUUUUCACAAAGCUUUUAUCUACUCACUCUGUCUGUCUGGUAAAAAAUUUUGAAUGUGAUUUUUUCUCCCAUUUCCAAUUUUCUGAUCAAGUUGAAACUUUGCAGAAUUAUUUGAAUCUGACAAAACCAAUAAAAAAAGAACCAAUUAGUAAUUUUAUUUAUGGGGAUUAAUUACUUUAUUUGGUAUCGAAAUAAAAGUUACUUAAUGAAAGAUGUGGUUGUAUAUAUGGAUUUAAUUUCCUUAUUACGUUUUGACAGGUUUUUUACAACAAUGAUUAACCAAUGAAAUACUCCAUUGGUACUAAUUAUUUAUUUUAUUUUAUAUAGCAGAAAGGGAGCUUAGCAUUGACAUUUUCAGAGAAAUCAAUAGAUCAAUUAGCGGCUCUUUCCUUUAGAUAAGCUUUGUUUUUUUUUAAGUAUUUUUUUCUUUUUUCUUUUGCUUGUUUGUAUGGUGGAGUGUCACAAUAUUGUUAAUAAAAUCAUUUAAUUGAAAUUGAAAUGUAUGUUUUUUUCCUUAAUGUAAAUAUCAAUCAGCUAGGCAUCUUUAUUAUAAAGAACAAAUGUACUAAAUAUCUAAUACAUAAAAUCCACUUUUUAACAAAUGUAGGCAUAACAUGGAGAUUACAUCUUAUUGAAAGUUUGUGGAGACAGGCUCAUUCCUCGAUCUACAUGUUUCGAUAAUUUACAAAUAGAAAAAAAAAACAACCUAAUAAAAACUAAAAAAAAAAUAUUAAAAAAAAAAAAAAAAAAAAA